This is a messenger RNA of Maniola jurtina (meadow brown), 4660 nucleotides long. RefSeq lists its product as uncharacterized. NCBI's taxonomy places the organism in Eukaryota, Metazoa, Arthropoda, Insecta, Lepidoptera, Nymphalidae. The coding region runs from base 294 to 4460 and encodes 1388 amino acids. Gene Ontology annotation, molecular function: nucleic acid binding. Gene Ontology annotation, biological process: DNA integration. The transcript has 3 exons. The record is from RefSeq and is a predicted model, not a curated record.
UGCAUUGACACCGGCAGGCGAGCGGUCGGCGCCAUGGCGCCAUGGCUUGAUGGCUGCCAUCUUGAUUCUUCAUUCUUGAAUUUUGUUGAAUGUUGAAACGAGCGUCGAGCAGUAAAUUAAAAAAAUAUUUGGGUCUGACCUUUGGUUGUUCCUGUGCCUAGUAAUUUUCAAAAAGUAUUCAGAAAUUGACAUUUCAUUUUGUGAAACCCUAUUGAGCUGCGUUAAUAAUGAAUUAGUGGCGACGAGGAUAAGUUUAAAACGAGGAGUGCGUCUGUGUCGGGUUAUCCUCCAUCAUGUCGAUCGGAAAAGUGAAGGAAUUCGAUAUAAAAAGCGGGGUGUGGUCGUCAUACGUCGAGCGGCUUGAGAUGUAUUUUACAGUUAAUAAUGUUAAGAGUGACCUCAAGCUACCUACGUUGAUAGCGAUGAUGGGAGAUGAGGCUUACGAGCUUCUAGUCAACCUGUCCAGCCCAAAGAAACCGGCAGAGUUGAAAUAUGAGGACGCAAUCGAGUUAUUACGUCGGCAUUUACAACCGGCUCCUUCAGUUUUGGCAGAGAGAUUCAGAUUUAGACAGAGAAGACAGGCGGCGGACGAGAAUAUAGCCAGCUAUGUCGCCGAGUUGAAGAAGUUGACGCGCCAUUGUAAGCUGGGGGAUAAUUUGAACGAGAACCUGCGAGACCAGUUCGUGUGCGGAUUGAGAAGCGAUCUCAUCCGACAAAGGUUGUUCGCGGAGGAGGAAACGAUUAGUUUCGCCAACGCGGUGAAACUCGCCAACUCGUUAGAGGCCGCGGAACGGGACGCAGCGGCAGUGGACACGGCGGGAGCGGCGGAGGCCGCCGGGGCAGCGCGCGGCGCGGACGGCGCCGCGGCCGCGGCCCUCCAUACGAUGGCCGGGACGGAGAACGGGCGGUGGCGGCGGUCAGCCGCGCGCGCCCGAAGUGUGCAGGACCAGAGUGCGGCGCGGAACGUCGCGGGAGCGCGAACCAGGAGCAGUGUGAAGGGGACAGGGUACCGUUGUAAGGGUUGCACGUCCACGCUCCACAGCUAUGAAGCCUGUAGAUUCCGGGAUUACGUGUGCUCCCGGUGUCAAUCCCGGGGCCAUAUUCGGCGCGCCUGCGUUCAGGAGGCCGGCGCUGGCUCGGGAAGGUUCAAUGCGGUGCACUACGGGGACGCGGAAGGAAUAGCCAGUGAGGAGGAAGUGGAAAGUGAUUUCCACCAUCUCUGUUUGAACGAUUACAAGGCGGUGAGUUUGCCAGUGCUUAUAGAUAAUGUUGAGGUCAAGAUGGAGGUAGAUACGGGAACUGCGGUUUCGUGUAUUAAUAAUCAUACAUAUGAGAAACAUUUUAGUAAAAUAAGGUUAGAACCCACGAGUGUAAGACUUAAUUUUUAUGAUGGCUCAGUGCUUAAACCGGUAGGGGUUAUCAAGCCGGUCGUGAGUUACGGUAAAAUAAAGAAGAACUUAGAAUUAUUUGUUAUCGAAGGCGGGACUACAUCUCUCUUAGGUAGGCAAUGGUUAACAGAGUUAAAAAUUAAGAUCCCCUUAUUUAGUAAUUGUCAUAAAAUUAGCGAAACCAGGGGAUUAGGUUGCUUGGAUAAUGAAUUAAGGAAUUUGGUUGACAGGUAUAAAGAACUGUUUAGCGGCGGUCUGGGUCGGUACUCCGGAGGCAAGGCAACCCUAAGAGUGCGCGAGGGGGCGACUCCCGUCUUCCACCGUGCUCGGGCCCUGCCGUACGCCCUGCGCGAUCGCGUCGAUGCCGAGCUCGACGCGAUGCUGCGGGAUGGAGUCAUCGAGCCUGUAGACUGUUCGGACUGGGCUUCGCCUCUUGUACCGGUAAAUAAAGCUGACGGUUCUUUGAGGAUUUGUGCGGACUACAAGGCUACAGUGAAUCCCGUUUUGUUAGUUGAUCGUUAUCCUUUGCCUAGGAUCGAUGAUUUAAUCGUUCGCUUAAGCGGCUCGAAUUACUUUUCGAAGAUAGACCUGUCGCAAGCGUAUAAUCAGAUUGAACUGGAUGAUUCCAAAAAUAUUACCGUAAUAAAUACUCAUAGGGGUUUAUACCGGUAUAAUAGAUUAGUUUAUGGACUAGCGUCGAGUGCGGGAAUUUUUCAACGUAUAAUGUCUAACUUAUUACAGGAUAUACCUAAUGUUGAAGUGUUCUUGGAUGACGUAGUAAUUGGAGGAAAGAACAGGCAGGAACAUUUGCGGGCGGUCGAGUCGGUCUUUAGUAGGUUACACCGUUACGGGUUAAAAUUAAAAAGUAAUAAGUGCGUUUUCCUGGUAGAUGAGAUAAAAUAUUUAGGCUAUGUAUUAAAUAAGGAGGGCAUAAAAACGGACCCAGAUAAAAUUGAAGCCAUAACAAAGAUACCUAGGCCCAGCAAUGUAACUGAACUACGUUCAUUUUUAGGUUUGGUAAAUUUUUACGCGAAAUUCGUUAGGAAUAUGAGUGCGAGACUAGUACCUUUAUAUGAGUUGUUGAAAAGAGAUACGAAAUGGGUUUGGUCAAAGGAAUGCGAGCGGGCGUUCAAAGAAGUUAAGACCUUAUUAACUAGUGCAGAGGUGUUAUCGCAUUAUGAUCCCGCGCGGCCACUUAUCGUAACAUGCGACGCGAGCGCGAAGGGCAUAGGUGCAGUUCUCUCUCAACCGAGUCGGAAUGGGGACUGUGAGCGACCGGUGGCCUACGCAUCGCGGACACUAAAUGAUGCAGAAAAAAAUUAUUCCCAAAUACAUCGCGAAGCGCUUGCAAUUAUAUUUUCCGUUCAUAAGUUUCAUCAAUAUUUAUAUGGUCGGCAUUUUACCUUGCGUACCGACCACAAGCCUUUAGUGUCGAUCUUUGGCCCGCACACGGGGAUACCGACGAUGGUGGCUAGCCGUAUGCAGCGCUGGGCUAUUAUUUUGUCCGCGUACACAUUCGAUAUCGAGUACGUGCGUACCGAUAAGAACGGGGCAGACGGUUUGUCGAGGUUACCGAUGACAGGUAAACAACUCGCGGCUCGGCAGGUACCGGAGCAGACCUACUUACACUUUAUCCAGGAAGCUUUGCUGUUAGAUUACAAUGAGAUAAAAAAACAUACGACUAGGGACCCAGAUUUAUCGAAAAUACUUAGUUACUUACGGGACGGUUGGCCCACGGAGAAUAGUAUUACUAAUUUGCAACCUUAUUUUAAUCGCAAAAAUGAGUUAUAUGAAGAGCUGGGAUGCGUGAUGUGGGGUCAUAGGUUAGUGGUUCCGGAGACAUGUAGGGAUAGAGUGUUGAAAAUGAUUCAUGAGCCUCACAUGGGAAUAGUGAAAUCUAAGUCUUUAGCACGCAGUUACGUUUGGUGGCCUUCGUUAGACGAGUCUAUACAACGUGUAUGCCAAGGAUGCGAGGUAUGCGCGGCGCAGGCGGAUGCGCCGCCGAAGCAAGCCGUACGUAUGUGGCCGUGGCCUAACAGACCUUGGUCACGGAUCCACCUGGAUUUCAUGGGCCCUAUUUUUGGAAAAACGUAUUUAGUGAUCGUAGAUGCAACGUCUAAAUGGAUAGAAGUAUUCCAGGUGCCGAAUACGGCGUCUACGGUAGUUAUUGACAGACUUACGGAGUUAUUCAGUAGAUUCGGGUUAGCUAAACAGAUAAUAACGGACAAUGCGAGCUAUUUCGCCAGCACGGAGUUUAGGAACUUUACACAAAGUAACGGGAUCGAGCAUAUUUUUACGGCUCCGUACCACCCCGCCUCGAACGGUUUAGCGGAAAACGCAGUGAGAACACUAAAACGCGUGAUUAAGAAAGCGGUGUCGGAGAGACAGAACGUAGACAGGGCUCUCUGGACCUUUUUGAUGCAUUAUAGGAAUACGGAACAUUCGACCACCGGGGAGUGCCCCGCCAUGUUGCUGUUAGGUAGGCGGCUUCGGACCAAACUAGACGCUUUAAAACCGGAUAGGGAGAGGAAAGUAGCUAAGGUACAGCAACAUCAAAGAGAAAUGGCGAAAGGAGUAGAAAGGGAGGUAAAACCAGAGGAUGAAGUGUGGUAUAGGCAGUAUCUUAAGAGAGAAAAGUGGGUCCCGGGUCAGGUCGUGGAAUGUACCGGUCCAAGCAAUUAUAAAGUCAGAAGUCAGGAUGGAGACUUAGUUCAUAGGCACAUCGAUCAGCUUAAGAAACGGUCCACCAGGUUUUCUCUCGCUUGUCCUACUACAAGCUUAAAUCAGGAGUCUAGCACAGAUCCUCAAUCGCCGGCGGCUUUAUCGGAGCAGGUCCAGCCGGAGCGGUCCACACGAGGUGACAUUGAAGCGCCAGUUACACCGGGUAGCUCGACAGGGUCAGAUAAGGCCCAUACGAAUACUCCGGCUUCACCGGAGUUCCAAGAUGCCGUGGAGAGUAACGAGUCUCCGGCUCAGACCCGCCGCCGCAGUACCUCACCGGCUCGCGCAAUAACGCCGGAGCCGCGUCCACUGAGACAAUGUAGAAUAAGGAAACCUUUUAAUAAACUUUGAUUUGCUUUUAUUUUGUAUUUAGAAUAGACUUUAGUAUUUUUAUAGUUUAGUAUGUAAGAUUUUAAGUAUUUAUUAAGUGUGGGGGUGUAAUGUGGGUACAUAGAAAACUGGAAUACCCGCGUCAAUCAUGUAAUCGCCACGAAGUAAAAUGGAUUACGGAAAUAUAGUUUGUGCCUAAUUUAUUUCCCUUCGCCCUCGAA